CUAGCUACCCUCUUCCGUCUAAAUCCUCCAAAUUUUCGACCCAUAUUUCUCAUCAAUUAAUACAUGAGCUACAAACAGUACCACUAAGCUAAAUACAUAUAUUUAUAAGCCUGUGGGUGUUGGAGCACUAAUCCUAAUCUCAGCCGUUCAAAGUAGAAGGAUGGGAAGAGCACCUUGUUGCGACAAAAAUGGCCUCAAGAAAGGUCCAUGGACUCCGGAAGAAGAUCAGAAGCUCCUUGAUUAUAUUCAGAAACAUGGUUAUGGCAACUGGAGGACCCUCCCCAAGAAUGCAGGGCUACAAAGGUGCGGGAAGAGCUGCCGUCUCCGAUGGACCAACUAUCUCCGGCCAGAUAUCAAACGAGGUCGAUUUUCUUUUGAAGAGGAGGAGACAAUUAUUCAACUCCACAGCAUAUUGGGCAACAAGUGGUCUGCAAUUGCGGCUCGUUUGCCCGGAAGAACCGACAACGAAAUCAAGAACUACUGGAACACCCACAUUAGAAAGAGGCUUCUCCGGAUGGGAAUUGAUCCAGUCACCCACAGCCCUCGUCUUGACCUUCUUGACUUUUCAUCCAUUCUGAGCUCAUCUCUCUACAACUCGUCUCACCACCACCAAAUGAACUUCUCAAGGCUGCUUGGCCAACCCAUAGGCCUCAACCCAGAGCUACUGAGGCUAGCAACUUCUCUUAUCCAAUCUCAAAGAGAAAACAACCAUAACUCAAACAGUUUCCUUCUUCAAAACUCUCAAGAAACAAACAACUUCCACCAACUUUGCAACAAUCCCCAAAUCCCAUUUCAACAAGUCCAAUCUAACCAACUUCAGCAGCCCAUUCAAGAAAUCUCAUUCUCCAAUGAAGCUCCACAACUCAUCAUGCAGCCGGCCAAUGGAGACUACCCAUCAAACCUAAGUGAUUUUAGGUCACAAAACUCUCAACCCAGUGAUUGGCAGCAAAGCAAUGUUGGGCCUUCAAAUUUUACUGAUGAGUAUGUUGAAUUACCAAGCUUUGCAUACGAGUAUGGGUCAGAUCACCACCAAACUAUUUUGCAUCCUUCACCUGAGACUUCAAAUUUUCACUCCAACAACAGCAACCAGAAUUUCAGCUUCACUACUUCAGUCCUCUCAACCCCUUCCUCAAGCCCAACGCCUUUGAAUUCAAAUUCGACGACGCACAAUUUCAACAGCAGCACAGAGGACGAACGCGAAAGCUACUGUAGCAACAUGUUGAAGUUUGACAUCCAAGACAUGUUGGAUGUUAAUGAAUUCAUGUGAAAAAAUAUUCAUUAUUAUUAUUAUUGUUGUUGUCAGGAUCAAACGAUCAUCCUAUAAUUAGAAUUUUCCAAUUUUCCGGGCAUUGGGAUUUGGUGCUGUUGAUACAUGUGAA
This is a messenger RNA of Prunus mume (Japanese apricot), 1379 nucleotides long. RefSeq names its product MYB-like 102 (gene MYB102). The record is from RefSeq and is a predicted model, not a curated record. Lineage: Eukaryota; Viridiplantae; Streptophyta; Magnoliopsida; Rosales; Rosaceae.